AUGGACGCUACAGAGUUCCGGAGGAGAGGAAAGGAGAUGGUAGACCUGAUAGCAGAUUACCUGGAGAACAUAGAGCAGAGGCCGGUGUACCCCGACGUGGAGCCUGGGUACCUGCGGUCCCUCAUCCCUGAGGAGGCCCCUGAGGAGUCCGAAACCUACGAGGACGUGGUCAAAGACAUUGAGAGGGUCAUCAUGCCUGGGGUGACCCACUGGCACAGCCCGUACUUCUAUGCCUACUUCCCCACGGCUAACUCCUUCCCGGCCAUGCUGGCAGACAUGCUGUCUGGAGCUAUUGGUUGCAUCGGAUUCUCCUGGGCUGCCAGCCCGGCGUGUACAGAGCUGGAGACAGUCAUGAUGGACUGGCUGGGGAAGAUGCUCAAGCUGCCAGAGGACUUCAUCGCCGGGACACACGGACAAGGAGGAGGCGUCAUCCAGGGUACGGCCAGUGAGGCGACUCUGGUGGCUCUCCUAGCUGCCCGCUCCAGGGCGGUCAGAAUGAUCCUGGCCAGUGACCCACAGCGUCCAGAGACUGGCAUUACCUCCAAACUGGUGGCCUACUCCUCCGACCAGGCUCAUUGCUCGGUGGAACGAGCAGGUAUGAUUGCCGGAGUGAGGAUGAAGAAGAUUCCGACGGAGCAGUCAGACAAGUAUGCUGUCCAGGGAGAGACCCUCCGGAGAAUGAUACAGGAAGACAAGGCUGCAGGACUCAUCCCCUUCUACUUCUGUGCUACUCUUGGGACCACUCCCUCAUGUGCAUUUGAUCACAUUACUGAACUUGGGCCCAUAUGUAAUGCAGAGAAAAUCUGGAUGCACAUUGAUGCUGCAUAUGCUGGGAGUUCCUUUAUCUGUCCUGAAUUCAGACCCCUGUUGAAUGGCAUUGAGUUUGCAGACUCAUUCAAUUUCAACCCACACAAAUGGCUGUUGGUCAACUUUGACUGUUCUACAAUGUGGGUGAGGAAAAGAUCUGAUCUCAUUGGGGCCUUCAAGAUGGAUCCUCUAUACCUGAAACAUGAUCAUCAAGAGUCAGGGCUGGUCACAGAUUACAGGCACUGGCAGAUUCCACUGGGCCGAAGGUUCCGCUCUCUCAAGAUGUGGUUUGUGUUCCGGAUGUAUGGGCUCAAAGGCCUUCAGGACUACAUCCGUAAGCAUGUGGAGUUGGCCAAAGAGUUUGAGAGCCUGGUUCGCGCUGACCAGCGCUUUGAGAUCAGCGCAGACGUGGUCUUGGGGCUGGUCUGCUUUAGACUAAAGGGCUCCAACGAGGUGAACGAGACCUUGCUGAAGAGGAUCAACAAUGGCAGGAAGAUCCACCUGGUGCCGUGCCAGCUGUCUGGUCAGUUUGUGCUGCGCUUCGCCGUCUGCGCCCGCACCACCGAGUCACGUCACAUCCGCGAGGCCUGGCGACUCAUCACACAGCUGGCCGAAGAGGUCAUGCAGGAGCUGCCCCACUGACCAUCCACAUUGACUAGACAGGCUGGGUUGGACCAGGGGCUGUAAUGUAUCAAGCAGUAUUUCAGAGUAAGAGUGCAGAUCUAGGAUCAGGUCCUCCCCUGUCCAUUCAUUAAAAUAUAAAAGGCAAAAUUGAUCCUAGAAACGGAUCUUAGAUCAGCACUCCUACUCUGAGAUUCUUGAUGAAUAAGAGCCCUAACCCCACCUGACCAUGGCCGGUAUUCAAAACGUGUCUCAGAGUAGGAGUGUCCAUGUUAUCUUAUUCCUUGUGAAGUAAAAGGCUAAACUGAUCCUAGUUCAGCAC
This is a messenger RNA of Salvelinus namaycush (lake trout), 1750 nucleotides long. Its product is annotated as aromatic-L-amino-acid decarboxylase-like. The record is from RefSeq and is a predicted model, not a curated record. Gene Ontology annotation, biological process: serotonin biosynthetic process; amino acid metabolic process; catecholamine metabolic process. Gene Ontology annotation, molecular function: pyridoxal phosphate binding; aromatic-L-amino-acid decarboxylase activity. The coding region runs from base 1 to 1449 and encodes 482 amino acids. The transcript is spliced from 13 exons. Lineage: Eukaryota; Metazoa; Chordata; Actinopteri; Salmoniformes; Salmonidae.